AUCCGCAAGUAGAUUUGUUUCAAACCUUCCUGGGGACUAAGUGAGCGUACGUGUUGGUUUGAAAGGCAGAAGUCAUGAUUAAGAAAAUGUCUCCGUCCGAACAUGAUUUUAAUAUCCCAGCUAAGAACUGCUACCGCAUGGUCGUGCUCGGAUCCACCAAAGUGGGCAAGACGGCGAUCAUCUCUCGCUUCUUGAACGAGCGGUUUGAUGAUCAGUACACGCCGACCAUCGAGGACUUCCACCGAAAGUUCUAUAGCAUCCGAGGAGAUGUCUAUCAGUUGGACAUCCUGGAUACGUCUGGAAACCACCCCUUUCCUGCCAUGAGGAGACUCUCCAUCCUGACAGGUGAUGUUUUCAUCCUGGUGUUCAGCUUGGACAAUCGUGCGUCUUUCCAGGAGGUGCAGCGACUCAAGAGGCAGAUCUUCGAGACCAAGUCAUGUCUAAAGACCAAGACGAAAGAGAGCACUGAUGUGCCAGUGGUUAUCUGUGGCAACAAGUGCGAUCGUGAGUUCACUCGCGAGGUUUCAGAUGACGAGAUCGAGCGACUGGUGGAGGGGGAACAGCGCUGUGCCUACUUUGAGGUAUCAGCCAAGCGCAACACCAACGUGGACGUCAUGUUUCACGCUCUCUUUGCCAUGGCCAAACUACCCGACGAGAUGAGCCCCGACCGGCACCGCAAGAUCUCACUGCAAUGUGGUGAUGUGCUGCACAGAAAAUCACUGCGCAAUCGCAAAUUCAAGGACGGCGGUGACGCAUACGGCAUCGUGGCUCCUUUCGCAAGGCGACCAAGUGUGCACAGCGAUCUCAUGUACAUUAAGGAGAAAGCCUUACACCAAGGCACAAAGGAUCGCUGUGUCAUUUGCUAAAAAGACUAAUUGGAUUCUGAAUGUCGUCUUAAAAACACCAGGGCGGUGCAGGGCGGUCUCGCUUAACAGAACGGCGAAAGCACGGGCCACUUUGGGUUUUAUCAGAUUCGUGAGACACGAACUUUCAGGGUUUGAUCAUGUGGAAGUGGAGCAAGCAAACAAGUUGGAGAUGCUUCACAAACCUGCAAGCGUUUUGCCGACAAGACGUUACCGACGUUACCGACGUCACCGACGUUACCGACGAGUUUGCUCUGACACUUGAUCACUUGUUUACAGUCUGCUAGAAUAUUUUUAAAGAACGCAAUGAACAUGAAUGUCUGCGGCAUUGUGAACAAACUAAAUGAAUGUAUAUUUAUUCUUCUAUGUCAAUGUUUACUUUUGUUACA
Molecule: messenger RNA, 1252 nt
Organism: Tachysurus vachellii
Lineage: Eukaryota; Metazoa; Chordata; Actinopteri; Siluriformes; Bagridae
Product: dexamethasone-induced Ras-related protein 1-like
Exons: 2
Coding region: 75-866 (263 amino acids)
Molecular function (GO): GTP binding; GTPase activity
Source: RefSeq, a predicted model, not a curated record